AUGCAUCCCUCAAUUGACUUUCGUAAUGUUAAUCUAGAGACUCAGUUUGGCGAGUACAGGCCAAAGCGCACGGCUCCAUCACCGCCAUCACAUCCCAUAACCAAUCAAGCGCAGACGCAUUCACAAGCGCACACUCUCAAUGACAUUGACUUGGGGCCACCGCUAUCAACGUCUUUCACCACUCUCCCUUCCAGCGCCAGCAACAGCUUCUCACCUUGCACCGAACCUUCUUCUUCUCCCUCCACCCACGAUACCGAGCAACAAACAUCAAAACCUAUGUCCAAUUCCCUGUCCCCCCCACCGCUCGUUCAUCAGAACAGCAGCCCUGUUGCUCUUAUGGACAAGAGCAAUCACGUCCACGAGGUGCACUCGAACACUCCCCCACAAUCCCCUCAAAGACCUCCUGUCUUGCAGCGCUCAGCUACUGUUUCUGGCAAUGUAAAAACCAGAGACACCUUCGAUAAGGACAAGAAACGAGGCGUCUUCUCCGGUUUCGCCUCUUCGCUUUCUGAUUUACUUCAGUUGCAAAAAAAGCCAGAAAUCUCAACUCCUUACGAUCCUGUACAUUUGACGCACGUUGGUUUCAAUUCUGACACUGGAGAAUUCACUGGCUUGCCUAAAGAGUGGCAGCAGCUCUUACAGGACUCUGGUAUUUCCAAGCAAGACCAAGAAGCUAACCCGCAAGCUGUUAUGGACAUUGUCGCCUUUUAUCAAGACGCUCAGAAUGCUCAAUACGGCGUUGACAAUCAAGUAUGGAAAAAGAUGGGUGGUGUUCCUAAUGGCCCUCCUAACCCUAAGGACAAAACGUGGAUAGCCAGACCUGCUCCCCCACCUCCGGGUCCUCCAGCCAGGUAUGGCAAUACGCGCGCAGCUCCACCACCACCGCCACCUAUGAAUAAAAGUGUUUCGAAUCCUGGCUCAGUUAGAGGUGAGACAGGUAAGGGUGAAGCUCCUAGACCUGCACCACCCCCACCUCGUCCAACGCCACCUCCACAACUUGAUAGGUCAGUCUCGCACCGUAUCCCACCAAACCCUACUUCGGCGUCACAGACUCUCGAGAGAGCUAAAUCUCAUCAGACGAAGCCAGCUGUUGUACCAAACAUGACUUCAUCGUCAACGCCAUACAGUCGUGCACCUCCACCUCUGCACAACCCACAAGCAUUGGGUAAACAACCCUCUGCAGCUUCUGCCGCACUCACCAGAGCUGCGGAAAAGACCAACAAGGCUAUACCACAAAUACCAGGCUCAUUGCAGCCCCAUCAAACACAAGGUCAUCCUAAUCAUGGUCCAGGUCCAGUACCUCGCAGAAGAGAGAAUAACGGAUCAAAUAAACAGUCAGAGGCUGAAAUUAUACAAAAAUUACAAUCAAUUUGCACAGACGCAGAUCCUACAAAACUUUACAAGAAUCUUUUAAAGAUUGGUCAAGGUGCUAGUGGAGGUGUGUACACUGCUUACCAAUCUGGAACUAAUCUCUCCGUUGCUAUUAAACAAAUGAAUCUCGAGCAGCAGCCAAAGAAAGAUCUCAUUAUUAAUGAAAUUAUAGUAAUGAAAUCAUCUCGACAUGUGAACAUUGUCAACUAUAUCGACAGUUUCCUCUUCAAAGGAGAUUUAUGGGUGAUAAUGGAGUAUAUGGAAGGUGGUUCACUGACGGAUGUUGUGACGUGUAAUAUCAUGACAGAAGGACAGAUUGCGGCUGUGUCAAGAGAAAUUUUGGAAGGAUUGAGACACUUGCAUGAACAUGGGGUGAUUCACAGGGACAUAAAAUCAGACAAUAUUUUGCUAUCUAUGCAGGGAGAUGUUAAGCUGACAGACUUUGGUUUCUGUGCGAGGAUUGGGGAGAAUGCAUCCCAUGCCAAGAGAACAACAAUGGUUGGAACACCUUACUGGAUGGCGCCGGAGGUGGUGACGCGUAAAGAAUAUGGGAGUAAGGUCGAUGUGUGGUCGCUUGGUAUACUUGCGAUUGAAAUGAUUGAAGGAGAGCCACCAUACCUGAAUGAGAAUCCUCUUAGAGCCCUCUACUUGAUUGCAACUAACGGAACACCAAAAAUACAAAGCCCAGAGAAUUUAUCACCAGUGUUUAGAGACUUCCUUGCUCGCUGUCUGGAAGUAGAUUACGAGAGGAGAAUGAAUGCAUUCGAUAUGCUCAGACAUCCAUUCUUGAAGAUGGCUGAACCAUUAAGAACUCUAGGACCAUUGAUAAAGGCGGCAAGGGAGCAAUCGAAGAAGUAA
Molecule: messenger RNA, 2229 nt
Organism: Wallemia ichthyophaga EXF-994
Lineage: Eukaryota; Fungi; Basidiomycota; Wallemiomycetes; Wallemiales; Wallemiaceae
Product: Serine/threonine-protein kinase SMU1
Exons: 2
Coding region: 1-2229 (742 amino acids)
Biological process (GO): intracellular signal transduction; regulation of MAPK cascade; protein phosphorylation
Cellular component (GO): cytoplasm
Molecular function (GO): protein serine/threonine kinase activity; ATP binding
Source: RefSeq, a predicted model, not a curated record